AGGCAGUGUCAGUGUCAGUCCGGUCGUUUUAAAAAAUAACUUGCAAAAGUUUUUCUCUUGUAAAGUUAUACUUUCAGUGAAUAUAUUUACCAGAAUUUACAAAGCUCCGUCUAAAUACCGAUCAAUAACUAAUUUAAAAUUCCAGUUUAAAAACUAUAAACUCUGUGAUUGUGAAACUUCAUAGAUGGCGUAAAGAUUCCAGCCUGAACUGUUAUUGAUUUUGUAUAUAAACACAAUUUACUAAAUUAGAUUUACAAAUUGACCAUUGUUUGUCCGUAAAUAUUAUUACCUGAAUGAAAUAAGCAUUUUAUUUGCAAAGGUAACUCAUUAAUUUACCAAAACCAUGGCGGAAGAACUAAGAAAACGGAACAUUGGAGGUGAAGAUUCUGCUGAAUCGAAACUGGUUCGGGCAGAAUCAAAUAGCAGUACCGAGAAUCUUAUGGCAAAUUUAAGAGACAGUGAAAUUGACAGCGAGGACGACAAAAAUGGCCGCAAGGCCAGCAUCGACCUAUCAGGAAACAUACCCACAGGCACUGAUAAAGCUCCGUUUCUGUUAGAGAUGCUGGUACAAGAUUUACCAGACAAAUGGCGUAAUUGGGUAGUCAGAGGUGUUUUCAGUUUCUUGAUGCUCUCCUUCUUCUUCGUUGUCAUAUACGGAGGACCUUUAGCUUUGAUGAUCACGACUUUGGUUGUGCAAGUGAAAUGCUUUCAAGAAAUCAUCAAUAUCGGGUACACGGUGUACCGCAUCCACGGUCUUCCAUGGUUCAGAACCUUGUCAUGGUAUUUUCUGGUCACUUCCAAUUACUUCUUCUACGGAGAGAGCUUGGUGGAGUAUUUUGGAGUAGUUAUUAACAGAACGGAUUUCCUGCGGGUACUAGUGACCUACCACCGCUUCAUCUCCUUCUGCCUCUACUGCGGUGGAUUCGUCCUCUUCGUUCUGAGCCUCGUCAAAAAAUACUACAUGAAACAAUUCUCUCUCUUCGCUUGGACACACGUAGCCCUCUUGAUCGUGGUGACACAGUCCUAUUUGAUCAUCCAGAAUAUCUUCGAAGGUUUGAUAUGGUUCAUAGUGCCGGUCUCUAUGAUCAUCUGCAACGACAUCAUGGCUUACGUCUUCGGAUUCUUCUUCGGAAAGACGCCACUCAUCAAGUUGUCGCCUAAGAAGACUUGGGAAGGGUUCAUUGGUGGUGGAAUAUCGACUGUUGCUUUUGGCGUGAUGAUUUCCUGGGUAAUGUGCCAGUACCCAUAUUUCGUUUGCCCGAUUGAGUACAGUGAAUCAUUGGGAAGAAUGACCAUGGACUGUGAACCCAGCAGUUUGUUUAGACCGACCAACUACAAAUUGCCUGACUUUUUGACAGCGUUUGGUUUAUGGGAUACCGUAUCUUUGUAUCCAUUUAUGCUACAUUCCUUGUCGCUAUCUGUCUUCAGUAGUGUGAUAGGGCCAUUUGGAGGAUUCUUCGCAUCUGGAUUUAAAAGGGCGUUUAAGAUUAAGGACUUCGGUGACGUCAUACCUGGUCACGGUGGUAUAAUGGACCGGUUCGAUUGUCAGUUCCUAAUGGCCACGUUCGUCAACGUGUACAUCAGCAGUUUCAUUCAAAGAGACAGUCCGCAGAAGUUGCUCACGCAGGUGUUGUACCUGAAGCCGGAACAGCAGCUCCAGCUCUUCCACAUGCUGAAGGAAAGUCUAGAAUCGCGGAAUAUAUUAGUACAGGACCUUUGAAUUAGUGAUGUGUGCUCUGACGUCAACUAAAAGCGGUUUAGAUUGAACGCCUGGACCGAUUUUAGAAACGUAAAUGACAGAGAUUGUAAUUUUAUUAAAUUUUAAAUAUGUAUUUAUUUAUUUGUGCCAUUUAAUGUGUUAGUUUAUAUGAAUUAGUUUAUGAAUUUCUACAUUAUUUAUUUUUUGUUGGAAUAUUUCUAAUUUUAUUUAUUGAUCUCGAAGAUCUAGAUUCAGUUCUUUACUUUAACAAAAAGCUCGCCGUAUAUCGAUAGCUAUACGAGUUUUACUACAAAAAAUGAGUGUAUGUCAUCGAUCAGCUGUUUAAUUUCAUGGCGCGGUAGUGCAGUGUUGCCAAAUUGUUUAAAUUAUCCAAAUAACAAUAUAAAUAAAUCUAUUGUUGCGGAAAAUUCUAAAAAGCUCAAUGCAUUUGUAGAAACAUAUGCACCUUAAACUGCACACAAAUAAUUGCUGUUCUAUGUGAAUUAAAUUAAAAUUCAUCAAAAUAUUAUAAUCAACUAGUGAAAAGUCUGGACUAUAUGGAGGAUGUUCAACGGUAAUCCAGUGUCUUUUCGGUAUUGGUCGAUAUUGUAAUGCAGUAGCAACACUUGUUGUAUAUUGCUGCCAACAAACUAAGAGAGACAUUAAUAUUCAGCUCAGUGGGGUACUAUUGAUGGAAAUGUGUAUUUAAAUAAACAAAAGAUCAUUCCAUAAAGCAGGUAGAUCUCUUAGUUUGCUGGCAGCUCUUUAGGGGAUUACUCCGUCCUUUGAACCGAUAAUUGACGCAAACAGCGACUUUACAAUCCAAAGACACUGUAGCCAAAAGUUUCUUCCAAGCUUAUGAGUUUUACAUUACCAUUCUAGUUGUUCCUCAUUGCUUCUCUCCUUAGUUGUUCUUUUGUAUUAAGUUAUAUGGGGAAUACUCAUGGAAGACUUAGGACCAACGCAACGGGAGGAUGGUCAAAGAUAAUCCAAUGUGUUUUCGGUUCCAGACACACUGUGACCAAAAGUUUACUUUUAACAUCAAAGUUUUCUCAUCUCCUGAGCUGUUCUUUUGUAUCUCAGUAUAUGUGAGGUACUCAUCGAAGAGAAUGAUCAUUCUGUAGGAUGUUUACUGUCAAUCCAAUGCAUUUUUGGUUUCAAACACACUUGAGCAACGGUUUACUUUCAAACUAACCAAUUUUUGCUUUACACUCAAGUUUUCUUCUCUCCUUAGUUAUUGUAUUUUAUUAUACUGGAGGUACUGUAAGUCUUAAAAUUACCCUCUUUACAGUAAAAUAUUGUUCCACUUUUGCUGAGGGUGCUUGUUUGUGGACGGCGUUUCAAUUUCAUUGGCAUCUUCCAUCUUGGAAACUGUUGAUCCUUUUGAUGGCCACAUUUACUCCGAAAAGAAUUUUGUAACCGUACCGUAGAUACAGAAACUUCUUAAAGAACAAUUGAUGUCCGCAGCUGCACUAAAGAUAGUUGUUGCAUUUUGUAAGUAAAGAACUGGAUCAAAACACGAAUUAGUUAGAUAUAUAUGACUAUUAUAUCGCUACACCUGUAACUGUAGAUACAAAAUCCAGAGGGACCUUAGAUUAAUGUUUUUAUAGAUGUUGCCUUUUACUUCGCUGUGUUAUAAACAUGUUCCCCUUCACAACUUUACAAAAAUGCUUACAAUUACGAGAGUCAUUCUUAAAAAAGUUCCUUAUGUCGCUGAGAAAGAGAAAUCUGGCAACACUGCCUUACACAUCAACUCUCCCUCUCUCUUACCCCACCACUUUCGCCUCGCUGUAUUGCUCAGUGUCGGCCUAGCAGCCUUGGAAGAUGGAGGUGCCGGUCACUGUUAACGCCAAUGUGAAAUUCAUGCUGUGGUACGUUUUUUAAAUACAAAAUAAAUUUUACCUAUUGACAUUCAUCUCAGUUAAUAGCUAAUAGUGCAUAUCUGAUCAAAAUGUUAGCAAAUUGGGUGGAUAAUUAAGUAAAGGCCGAACGGAAAUUCACGAUGAAUUUGAAGACCUGAAGGCCUAUCAUCAUUGUGAAUUUUCGUUCGGCCUUCACUGAUUUUUUCACCAUUUGCGAACAAGUUGAACAGGUAUGCACUUUUACCCAUAAACUUCGAUUAAAUAAUGCCAAUAGGUGAAAUCCAUUUUGUAUUUAAAAAACGUAUCACAGCAUGAAAUUUCACAUUGGCGUUAACAGUGACCGGCACCUGCAUCUUCCAAGGCUGCUAGGCCGACACUGACCAAGGCGGCGAGGCGAAACUGGUUGGUAAGAGAGAGGGAGAGUUGAUGUGUAAGGCAGUGUUAUUCUAUUUCUCAUGAUCAUCUUUCAGUGCGUCACAGUUUUUCGAUUUCUUUCUAACGUAUUAAAUUGUAUAUGACAGAAAAAAAGGCACGUCGUUGAUUACUUUGGUAAUUAUUCUAGUUCGGUGAUUAUUCUAGUUGUCGAUAGAUGGCGCCAUAAUAAAAAAAUAUUUUUUUUUAAAUUAGAUGAUAAUAUUACAAAUAUAAUCUGUAUAAUUUAUAAGACUAUACAAAUCAAAGAAAAUACCAUUUUAUAAAUGCAAGAAACGCAUUUGAUUUGUUUUUAUUCCAAAUUAAAAAUAAAAUGUGACAACUGUCAGAUUUAACUAAAAUGUCAUGUUAGAAUAAAUGUCAUAAAUGUGUAUUAUCACGGACUUACCCUUUUUCCUAUCAUUUGUUACGCACUGAAAAAUGAUCAUGAAAAGGACAAUACCAGAUUUCUUCUAGCUCGGCGGAAUAGGGCACCUUUUUAUACGAAUAACCUUCGUACAAAUCCCGUCUCGAUUUAUAUAUGUAGACUUAAUACCAGUGAUCUUGCGAUUUUUGAAAGAAGCAGAAAGCUCUGUUUAGGUUUAACUCACUUACUUGAAGAAAUACCUAAAGUCUUGUUUAAUAUUACUUUUUUUAAGGCGUUAAAGGACGAAUUCAAAAUACUGGAUAUGAAAAUUCUUAAGGCUCUAAUAAAUGCUGUAGGUUACGUACAGCGUCAAGUCAGACGUUGUAUACAGCCCUUGUCAGUCACCGGCAGCUUCACGUAGUCAAUACAAAGCAUAGGCCAUGAUUAUUAAUAAACACCGUAGUUCGCGUCCAGAGUCAGCUGUGGUCACCAAUAAAUGCCGUAGGUUGGGUACAGCGUUUGUCGAUCGCCGACAACAACAUUCUGAUCGUUUUCGUUAUCAGUGAAGUGAGAUAUUUCAAGUUGUUAAUAAGCAACUCGUUUUGUUCUUUUUUACUACUUGUUUUACUCGUUUCGCUAGGUAUAAACCUGUACCAGCCGUACGUUGCAUUGCUCGAAAAUAACUAAAGACGCUGCUUCCAACAUUUGAAGUCCCUCAUAGCAGAUAGAGACUGCGUUCUAUAUCCAAUAGAGACCGUAUCCAUUAUUUAUUGUAUAAAGCAUACAUACGCAUCUACUGCGUGACAGUGUAGGCAACGUGCGGCGUUUAUAGGUGAUCACCGCGUGUGAAGCCGUGUACAGCAGUUUGAUGCUACGUUCGCAGUACGAUCUUCUUGCAGUACCGUCUCCUAUCGGAGGUUGGCUACCAUCACAGCAAUCGUAACUUUGUUGGCUGCAGCUCUGAACAACUGUAUUGAACUGCACCCAUACCACUCCCUUAAAUUUCGCAACCAGGAAAUCCUCCUACGUCCCACAUUUCUCUUUCCCGAGAUUUUUCCUUGGAUUAUGAGUCUUAGCAGAGAGUACUUUUCUCCUCAUUAUGUGGCCUAGAUAUUCCAGUUUUUUCGUUUGUAUGGUUUUUAUGACUUCGCAUUCCUUCCCCAUCUUCAGCAAAACAUCUUGAUUUGUUACUCUUUCUGUCCAUGGUAUUUUCCACAUUCUCCUGUAACACCACAUCUCGAAUGCCUCAAUGUUUUUGAUGUUUAUAUUUUUCAGUGUCCAAGUUUCCAUGCCGUACAGCAGAACGGAGAAAACAUAGCACCUUAACAUUCUCGUUCUUAAGUUUAUAUUUAUUUCCCGGUUGCAUAGGAACUUUUUCAUUUUGACAAACGAUUGUCUCGCUAUCUCUAUUCGCCUCUUAAUUUCUCUUGUCUGGUCAUUAGUAUCAGUGAAGCAAACCUCUAAAUAUUUGUAGGACGUAACUCUUUCAACUGGCUAAGUAUGUAUGGUUAAAUUCACAUUGGUGUAUAGCUUCUUUGUUGCAAUCAUGAAUUUAGUCUUUUUGAUGUUCAGUUUUAGACCAUACUUAUUGGUAUCAGUGUUUAUGUUUUCCAUCAAAUACUGUAAAUUUGCUAGGUUAUCUGUUACUAUUAGCGUGUCAUCAGCGUAUCGUAUAUUGUUAAUUAACUCUCCGUUAAUGUUUAUACCAAUGUUUUGCUCUAGGAGCGCUUCCUGACAUAUUGUUUCGCUAUAUAUAUAUAUUGAAUAGUACUGGAGAAAGCACACAACCCUGACGCACACCUCGACGAAUCUCAAUUUCUUCGGUUAACUCAUUAUCAACCUUGAUUUUUGCUGUUUGCCCCCAGUACAACCUGGAUAUGAUGUUAAUGUCGCGACUGUCGAUGUUUUUGCUUCUUAGGAUUUCAUACAGCUUUUGGUGUCUGACUUUAUCGAAGGCCUUCUCAAAAUCUAUGAAACCUACGUAGAGGUGUUGGUUUACAUCCAAACAUCUUUGCAUUAACACACUCAGACCAAAUAAAGCUUCCCGUGUUCCCAGUCCACUUCUGAAUCCAAACUGUGUGGCGCUUAUGUCCUCUUCUAAUUUAUUAAAUAGUCUUUUGUGAAUUAUUUUUAAAAAUAUUUUUAGUGUGUGGCUCAUCAAUGCUAUAGUUCUGUGGUCUGAACACUCUCUGGCGUUAUUCGUCUUCGGGAUUCUGGCAAAAGUAGAGGAGAGCCAUUUCUUUGGUAUGAUGCCUGUCCUAUAAAUGGUGUUAAAGAGGUUCACCACUAUUUCAAGUGUGUCGUCGUCUAUAAGUUUCAACAAUUCUACAGGAAUUUCAUCUGGUCCUGCAGCUUUACCCCCUUUAGUGUUCCUUAUAGCAUAUUCUAUCUGCUAUAGCACUGCUAUUUCUGGUCUUUCGUCUGCAAAAAGUUCUCCAAUGUAUUCUAUCCAUCUUGCCAGUUUUUCAUUUAAAUCUUUAAUUAUUUUACCUUUUUUGUCUUUUACACGAUGGAUGCUUGUUUCACUUUUUACCUGUUAUUUCCUUGAUUUUUUUAUGCAUGUUAAAGCUAUCGUACUUUCUUUCAUAUUCUUAUAUUUCCUUGCAGUUUUCCAGAACCCACUUCUCUUUGGCUUCUCUAAUUUUUCUCUUAAUCUCACGGUUCACUUCUUUGUAUUUUGUCUUGUUGGUUUUAUUUCUUCGCCUUUCCUCCACGAGGUACAAAAUUUCGUUUGUCCUCCAUUCCUUUUUCUUAAUUUUGCUUGGAGCUAAGGAGCCUUCACCAGCUGUCAUAAGGGCCUUUUCUAUCUACAUCCAUUUGUCAUCUACAUUGCAUGUGUUCCUAUUUUUUGCAGCGAGGUACGAUAUCAGUACGAUAACAGACCGAAACUAUUAUUUAUUGUAUUAAGCAUACAGACGCGACCUACAGCGUGACUCUGUAUGCAACCUACGGCAUUUAUUGGAUCCAGCGCCUAAAAUAUUUUUUACCUUUCUCAGUCAGAGUUCCCUAUGUGAUUCAAUAAUUCGUUCAUGCUACAACAUGCUAGCUUCCAUAUUUCGAAUGGAUUUUCUUCAACACUUACACGUACUGAAAACAGAGUUACGCCAUCUGGUGAAGACUUUGCUUUAUCGGACAGUAAAGACUGAGAAUCUUUCCCUGCCCAUAUUUGCGGGGGAAUUAAGAAAGAGCUUCAGAAAAAUGCUCUAAUAAAUGUAAAAGAAGACGUAGAAUACAAAAAAUCAGGGUACUUUAUUUUGUCAGGUUGAAUUUUACGCUUUUAUUUUCCAAAACAUAGUUCCUCUGUCUAUCUAUUCGAAUGUACAGACUAUAGAUUAGUAAUAGGCCCGGAUUCCGUGUACCAAAAAAAAGUUGAUUAAUAGCAAACUGAAAAUUUGUUAAUAGUUUAACGAUGUCUAGUCGGACAAACUUGGAUGUAUGGGAACACUGGAACAGGGGAAGUUUUAAUUGUUGGGGAGACUUCAAAUUUUGGAAGCAGCUUGCUAUUAACAAACUUUUUUUUGGUACGCGGGAUACAGGCCUAUAAUUUUAAGUAUAUCUUCAUUGUUGAUGUUCACUAAUGUUGCUCAUUAUUUUAGUUUAGGUCAAAAUGUUUUGUUUAUACUGUAGAGUUAACUAGAAACGUGUGUUCUGUAACUUUGCUUGCAUUUUUUUACGGGAAAGUACUGUUUACGGUAUUUGUUUAAAGGUAAUAAGAUAUUAUUUUUAUUUUGAAGUCUUGGAUCCAAUCUUGAAACGCUUUUUUUACGAAAAAAAUAUUUGCAGAAUGGUACUUUAAAUUUACGCAAUAUUAAUGUUUUUUUUUGCUUUUGGAAAGCAUAUUAUGAUAUAGACAUUGUUCUACUAUCCAUAGGAGGUCACUUUUAUUAUGAUGUUGCAUAGUUUUUGAUACUAUGCAAUGUAUUGAUGAAAUAUUGACUAAUAAUCGAGAUUGAGCUGAAAUUGGGCAAUAAUCUUCUCACAAUAUUGCAUAGUAAUUGAUAUUGUGCAAAAUAACUAACUUUGUUGGACAUUAAUCGAUAUUUUGCAAUAUUAGAAUAAAUAUACUACACAAACAAUAAUUUUGUUAAGGGGAUGGGCACGUAGUUUCUGCUCCAAUGCUAUUCAAAUGGGAUUCAUUUUUUUCGAAUCCUGAGAAAACUAAUAAGUAUUUUUGAAAAAUUUAAACGCAGAAUGAAAGAUUACGUUAUUAGCGAGGGCUGAAAGUCCCUGAGAACUUCUAUAAUGUUUAUUUUAAUAAGUUACAGGGAUGAAAAACUAAGAGAAACUUUAGUGUGAUUUUUAAUAUCAAAUAUCUCAUUCAAUAUAAACUUUUUAUUUAUUUUAAGGGGCUUUCUUCGGCCCUCGGUAAUAAUAAUUUAGUCUUUCAUUCUGCGUUUAAAUUUUUCAAAAAUAUUUAAUGUUUUUUUCAGGAUUCGAAAAAAAUGAACACAAUGUCCGUGGUAAUAUUUUCCAAAUCUAUCUUUGUCAUACAACGCACUCAGUCGAAUAGAAUAUUGUCAGCAUGUUGUCAGUCAGACAGUGACAAUCAGUGACAAUUUUAAAUAUUUGACAUGGCAUCGGGAAUAUUUUGAGUUGUUGAUUAAGUAAUAUUGAUAGUGUGUUUGAUAAAUUGAUUUAAGACGUGAACCUAAUAAAAAGUUAUUUAUUGUUUAUUAUUUAUGGAAGAUCCAAAGCAGUGAAUACACCAGGAUAUAUUCAGUGAUCCAAGUAUUUUGUUGUUAAAGAUGAUCAAAAUUGUAAGCGUUUCAUAGUAACAAUAUAUUAUUAAAAAAUCACUUUAUCACUUUUCCUCUUUUCUCGAUUGAUUAUUAGUUUUUGUUGUACACAGUAGAUAAAUUAUUACAAUCACUGAAUACAUAGUUAGUGAAAAAAAUUAUCAUAUUAAUUAACUGAAUUAAUAAUUAAGGCAAUUAAUUAUACAAGUAACAGUUAUCCAAGAACAUUCAAAAGCCAUCUUUAAAGUUAAUGAUGACAUUGUCAAGUAAAGUUUACAUAUCCAUACCAGUGAGAAUUUUACUACACGUAAUUUGCCGGGUAAAGACAGAAAAAGUGGGGAUAGCCGUAAAAUAUUUGCGAAUUAUGUACCGAUGGCCUUAAUGUUCAAUUUUAACAUAGUUUUGUGUUUGGAAUGUUCAGAAAGGAUAUAGACGACAAAUUUCUGAUGUUAGAGAGUAAAUGUAAUGAAUAUUUUGCACAAUUUUUGAUUUUGUGCAAUACUGUCUCAAUUUAUUGUUUAAUAUUUGGAAUUUGCAAUAUUAUCAUCACUACUUUGCAUAUUAAUUCAUAUUGUGUAUUAUAACUAACAUUCAUUGCAGAGCAAUGGAUGUUUUGUAAUAUUGGACUCAAUAUACCACAUAAAAAAUUGUUAACAUGCAAUUUUAACAUAUUUCUGUGUUUGAAAGGUCUGUAAAGGACAUAGAUAAUGUUCUGCUGCGCUUAGACUGUAAAUUUAAUCAAUAUAUGGCACAAUGUGCCACAUAAUGCAGCAUGAUAUCAAUUGUAAUGUAUAAUAUUGACAUUUGUCAAUAUUAUUAUUACUAAAUUACCUAUUAAUUGAUACUGGGCGUUAUAAUUAUCAUUUUAUUGCAGAAAAAUUGAAAUUUUGCAAUAUUAGCAUCAGUGUAUCACACAUAAAUUGUAUUAAUGAUAGGCUAUUUAUCUUAAAAAAUUAUUGCACAAUUUUGGACAUUGUGCAAUAUUAUCUUCACUAUAUUAUACAGUAACUGAUGUUUUGCAGUAUAUCACCAAUAUAUCACAUAAUAGUUGUUAUUAUGUAACAUUAAUAUGUUUUUUGUGUUUGAAAGGAUCAUUAAAGGUAUAUACAUUGUCCUAACGUCGAUAGAUGGUUAAUCUUAUUAAUAUAUUGAUCUAUAUUAUUCUUAGUAUAUUAGUAAUGAAAUUAAGCACUGUAUAACAUAGUAAUUUAUUGUGUGCGAAAUCUUUAUCACUAUGUUGCCCAGUAACUUUUAUUGUGCAGUAUUAUAUUCACUAUAUUGCACAAUAACAAAUACUCGUAUUGUGCAAUAAAUAUGAGUCUCCGUGUUGGUUGACCAGUCAAAUUAUUGUUUAUAUGUCUUAACAAUGUUUUGAAAAAAGCGUUUGAGGUUGGAUUCAAGACUUCCAUGUAUAUUUUAGGUGGAUGUGCAAUCUAAAGUUGGUUGAGGGGAUAGGGUGUAUACUAGAUUAUAUUCAGAAACACCUGGGGAUAUUUUUUUCUCUACGUAUUGAAAUUAUAAAAUGGCAUCAAACAGUAACAUCUACACAGGGCCAUAAAAAUAUAAUCAACAAUAAAUUGGUACUCAAAAGUGGUGUAAUGAUAUUGAGAGGAUAGGAUGGUGUAGAUUAUAAUAUAAAAAGAAAGAAGAAAAGCUUUAAAAAUUUCUGGAAACGAUGUAUUAUUUCAAUACAUUUGUAGUGUCAAGUCUUUACUUCUUAACGUUGUAACAGUAGUGCUGCUGGAUCACGCAUCUUACGUGUCACCGAUUCGUACGCACGCACUCCCACCUUACUUCCCACUACCAUCGACAAGUGUUAAGGGAUGGUUCACCGGCAAUGAUAUAAAAACAGCUUAGCCACAAUCCACUUUAGCUGAACUCUCCUUCUGUUGUGGCGAAGCUCCUUUUAUAUCGUUCCGGUAAUUUAUUACCAGCGCGCGUCGAAUGGAAGUGGUAGUUAGUGGGAGCGCGUAUAUACGCAACACUGGCGACUCGGAUGUGCGAGCCAGAGGCGCUAUCCUUACAACUUUUACUAGAUAUUCACAAAAAAAUAUUCUCCAGAUGUUUCUCUGUUGUAACGACGUUGUGAUAUACUUAUAUUUGGAGUAUUAUUUAAUUUCCUACUUAAAUUACCUCUUUCAAAUAAAAAAUAUAUUUUUUUCCUUUAUUUAUUACUUACUUUACAUGUUUUGUUUUGUUUUGAGUUUUGUCUUCCAAAUUGUCAAUCAAUUGCUUAUCAUGGACUAAUUAUAUCGUAAGACUUUUGAUAAGUUUCACCUUUAUAUCCAUUUACGAAGCAAUACUUGAGUGUUUGGUAAGUUUUUGUGGUGCUACUUAAGUUUCUGCUAUAGCUUGCGGUCUACCGAGUGAUUCUCGAGAUUACCGAGAGUGUAACUCUGUAUUAUAUUACAGUGCCGGCAAAAAAAUCUCUACAAAGUGAACAAAACGCAUAAAUUGAAGAAUUAAUAUUUUAAUUGUACACAUUAAUACUUUGUCAUAUCAAUUUACUAUUUUAGUUGGGCAUAAGCCACAUGAUUGGCUUAUUCUGCACACUAUAACAGAUAUGCACGGGUAGACCGCAUACUGUAGUAGCACCGGUAAGUUUUUGUUACGCAUUCCUCGUCUUAACACGUAAAUUUUGUACACAGAUUAUCAGUCAUCAGUAACUAUUGGUUAAAAAUACUAUACUAAAAGCCACAGUUAGAAUGCAGUGUAGGCAGCAUAGAGCAAUGUAUUUCUUACGGGAGAACGGCCAACCACGUUGCCGGUUUUUCAUUAGGACCGGUGAUUUCUCAUUCUAUCGCCAAACUACUACGCACCUACCACUGUGCCGACAUGAGCGGCAUCGCGGCGCAUAGUAAGACCAACACUGUAUUCUAACUGUGGCUUCUACUUUAGGUGGAUGUUUUCACGAGAAAACUCCUAGGGUGGCUGAUAAUCUAGGUAGUAAUAGUGCCAUAUGGGAUACUUCUAGUCAUACAGUGAGUCAACAGACAUAUUUUAUGUCAGUUUGCUAAUCGACCUACGAUGUAGUGGAAGAAAAGUUUACAGUUUUUGUCGUGGAUCUUUAUCAGUGCACUCAUCAUACAGUAUAUAACAUAACGUCUGUUUUAGCAGUAGCUACGUGCCUUGUAAUCGAAAUUAUAAAAUAUGUGGCUACUGACCCGACGGGCGAUUAGGAUGAUGCAUUUUUGCAUUUAUCUUCUUUUUCAAGUGCCAUCUAACCGACGGGGGUCAGCAAUCAUCUUAGCUAUUUAGAGACGGUUGCUUUGAAAAGUUCAUUUGAUGUACAUUCGUACCAUUCUCUCAGGUUGCACAGAAAUAUUCUACGUCUCCAUAUGCUUCUCUUUACUUGGAUCUCCCUGCAUAAUCAGUUGUAGCAAGUUAUAUCUCUCUCCACGUGUAAGAUUCCCGAGAUCCAAUUUCUUUGAUUGUAUUCGAGAUUUCUCGAAUACAACUCUUUGUUGGUUACCUGUCCUGUUCACGAUAUUUUCAGAAUACUUCUACCUAUAUACCCACAGAUUGAAUGAUUCAAAUUUUUUCAGCGAAGGGCCAUUCACGAUCCAAGCUUCCAUUCCAUAAAACAGCUAUAUACAAUAUAGCUAGAAAGUCCUCAGAAAGUGUGCUAUUUGGUUUAUAAACAAAUUAGCGCUCCGAAAUCUUUUUUUCAGUUAUUGCUCUGACUCGGAAGAUUUUAACGUUAAACCAAAAACACUCACAUAAAAAUUCACUGUAAUUUAAUUCUGCACAUAGAUAUUUUUUUCAAACAAAAUCUUUAAUUUUCAACUCAAAUUUUAGGGAAGUAAUUAUUUAUCAAUAAUUAAAUAACUUGGUGACAUAAAUCUUUUUUGGUAUGAGUGUCUUGAAGAUAUGAAAAUUUGUAUGUACAAAGAGGACCGGAAUAAAAAGGUAAUGGUCCAAAGAUUGAAAUCCUGUUGUUUAUAACUCUGUCGCAAAUGCCGGUCAAAUUUGACCGGUUAUACCUGGAACCACUCUUCACAAUUCAAUUUUUUUUUCUUCGAAAAGGGCACAGAAGCCGUGCCCUUUUAAACAGCGUUAACUUAAUUUAAUUUAAUCUAAUAUUUUCUGAGGGGUUCUAUUUGUUUAUAAGCCAAAAAAUUGUUUCUUUGUAACAUUCCUGAGACCGCUCAAAUAGUCCAAUUUCAAUUUUGUAAAGUACGUUGAAUAGGUAUAGUGAUUUUUUCUACGAAAAUCAUAGUUAUUCUGGUGUAGAAUAAUCUUUCUGGUUAUUAUUUCGACCGAAAUUUUUUAAUUAAGAUUUUAAUUAUUGCUAAACUAUUGGUUAGAUUGUCGCCGGCCUCCUGAUAUAAUAUAAUCUACUAUAAAAAAUCUUUCAUCUCAUCAAUUUAUUUAAUUAUUGACAAAUAAUUGCUUUCCUAAAAUUUUAAUUGAGAAUUGUAGAUUUUUUUAGGAAAGCUCUGAUUUUCCGAGUAUAAUUUUUGUUGAAGGAAAUCGGAAAAAAAAACUUUGUGCAGAACUAAAUUACGGUGAAUUUUUAUUUGAGUGUUUUUGGUUUCAAGGAAAAUUCUUAGGAGUUACAGAGCACUAAUUAAAAAAAAGAUUUAGGAGUGCUAAUUUGUUUAUAAAUAAAAUAACACACUUUCUGCAGACUUGUCAUACCCCAUAUUACUAAUAUAUGCAAUCUUAAGAUUCGAUUUUAGCAAUAAAAUAGCUGGUAAAUAACUUUUCCCAAAAUUAUCAACAAAUGUUGCGGUGGUUGCAUAGCCAAUAAAUCCAAUAAACAGGAGGACCAACCCAAAUUCUGAGCAGUGUCAAAAUGAUAACGUUAAUAUCCCCAGUUGUAACUAAUAUCAAAAUGAAUAAGAAUCGCUAUAAAUUGCGACCAUCAUGGCGGCGUCGAAAUUAAAUAGCGACCUCGAAAUGAAUUAGAAUCAGGGUCCUGAUUUUGAUUUCUAGGAAAUAAUAACCUGUGGAGUUAAUCAUUGUUCCAAGAUAUGCAUAUUGGUCUACUCGUUCGACAUUGGUUCCGUUUAUGAAGAGAUUUUCGUUAUUUUUUUGAGAUUUCGAUAUUCUCAUAAAUUUUCUAUUCUUGACGUUCGUUGCUAGACCGUAUUCUUGUCCAAACUCCGCUAUUCUGGUCACCAGUCUCUGAAGAUCCUUAAUAUUUUCGGCUAAGAUAACUGUGUCAUCCGCAUAUCUAAUAUUGUUAAUGGGAACUCCGUUCACCUUUAUUCCAGCUGUUUGACAGUGAAGAGCUUUUUUCAAGAUCUCUUCCGAGUAGACAUUAAAAAGAAUUGUCGACAUUAAGCAUCCCUGUUCACCCCACACCCCCUUCGUUAACACAUACUUUUGCUCACUGCUUAUAGUAUAAAUUCGAUAUGAUUCUAAGGUCAUUGUAGUCUCUCUUCUUUAAUUUCAGUACAUUUAUUAAUUGUUCAUAUCGCACUUUAUCGAAUGCUUUAUUAUAGUCAAUAAAACACUUCUCUCAGGUAUUAAUGAUGCUCUAGUAAAGAUCCAAACCUCUUACUGUAAGUUUUGAAUUUGAUAUUAUGUAUAUGUACCGUGGCCAGACGAAAAGUUAACUAGGUAGUAGUUAAAAAAAUAGUUUUUUGAAACAAAUUUAAUUUCUGAAGUAGUGGUUCAUCCUUUAUAGGACAAUUUUGGAAGUUUCCAAAUUAUCCUAUUUUCUGCUGUCGGUCUUUUCAUUCGAACCAAAAGCGCCAAAAAUUAAAUAUUUUCAUUAAAAAAAUGAAAGUUUGUCUGAAUAUAUGAGACUGUUAAAGAAAUUUAUGAUUUUGAGGUGGCAUAUCGUAGACCAUUUGGCACUAACGUUUUUUUAUUAUAUCAAGGGACGUCUUCACUCUUCACUUCACAAAAAAUUAGUAGUUUUAGUAAAAAUACUAAGUAAAUGAAUGAAAACUAAAAUCCAGGAUUUCAAACGUUCAUUUUGUGACAUCACGGCAUUGUUUAACUUAUUUGUAAGGUACCUAUAAAAUCAAGAAAAUCCUUAAGCUGGGGAAGUUUUCAGUGAUAUUCUGAAGAAUAUUCUCUCAGUCUUUAAUUACUGCAUCCUUCACUUGAUUUUGAUUGAUAUUUAGAGCUUUAUGAACCCGAAUGUCUCGUUCACGAUGGCUGAAUUAAUUUUCAAGUAGGCUUAGUUCAGGCAUGUUACGUGGCCAAUGUCCAGUUUAGAAAAAAUAACAUUUAUGCAUACUACCUUGUCGCCGAAACAAUUGUUAUGAAGUUUUAUGAUAAAUUAAAGAAGACCAGUUUCCCGUUUUACUUUUCAUAUGGUGAAAAAUCAUUUUUGGAUACAAAGUACUACUGCAAACUACUACUAAUAAUGUAAAGACGUCCCUAGUUUAAUCAAGUCUGUGGUAAUUGUAAUGGGUUUUAUCAUUCGAAAUAAAAAACGCAUUUAUUGUUGUAAAUAAUGAAUGAGAAACUAUUAAGAUGUUUAGAUGACAUAUAUGUCUAAUAUUAAAUAUAUUUAAGAUUGAUGUAAAGAUAUAAUAAAUACCUACAAAGUUUAA
Diabrotica virgifera virgifera (western corn rootworm) is the source of this 15590-nucleotide messenger RNA. RefSeq names its product phosphatidate cytidylyltransferase, photoreceptor-specific. Gene Ontology annotation, molecular function: phosphatidate cytidylyltransferase activity. Bases 344 to 1720 code for a protein of 458 amino acids. Gene Ontology annotation, cellular component: endoplasmic reticulum membrane. The record is from RefSeq and is a predicted model, not a curated record. NCBI's taxonomy places the organism in Eukaryota, Metazoa, Arthropoda, Insecta, Coleoptera, Chrysomelidae. The transcript is spliced from 8 exons.